AUGGGUUCGCGGCAGCAUCUCCGCGAUAUCAAGUCCGGUCCCCCACUUCACUACCAGGAUGAUAUCAGAGCGUACACAAGGGAGUAUGCCGAGGCCCUCGACGCACAAGACCCUCUACAUCCAUUCCGAGACGAGUUCAUCAUUCCCUCCAAGCAAGACUUGAAACGGCAGACCCUGUCAGGAGAUGAAGGUCACGAUGAAGCUUCUGACCCCCGAUGCAUUUAUCUCUGUGGGAAUUCUUUAGGUGUUCAGCCUCGCAGUACUCGGCGGUAUAUCGAGCAAUAUCUACGCACCUGGGCAACUAAAGGCGUGACUGGUCACUUUGUGCCGCACGAAGAUCAAUUGCUGCCUCCAUUCGUCGAUGUCGAUACUGCUGGAUCCAAAUUGAUGGCACCAGUGGUGGGCGCCUCCCAAAGCGAAGUGGCGGUAAUGGGGACUCUCACUGCCAAUCUCCACCUUCUUAUGGCCAGUUUCUACCAGCCGACGAAUGAGAAGUAUAAGAUUAUUCUCGAAGGCAAAGCAUUCCCUAGUGACCAUUACGCAAUUGAGUCUCAGAUUCGUCACCAUAAUUUUGACCCAAAGCAAGCUAUGGUUUUGAUCGAGCCUGAGGACCUCGAUCACCCAAUUCUCACCACGGAGCAGAUUAUGAAGGUCAUUGACGAAAAUGCCUCCAGUACUGCUCUAGUUCUUCUCUCUGCCAUUCAAUUUUACACCGGUCAAUACUUCGAUAUCCAGCGAAUCACAGCUCAUGCUCACUCCAAGGGCAUCUUGAUCGGUUGGGAUUGUGCCCAUGCCGCCGGGAAUGUAGACUUGCGUCUGCAUGACUGGGAUGUAGAUUUUGCUGCGUGGUGCAGCUACAAGUAUCUCAACAGCGGACCUGGUGGCAUGGCUGCACUUUUUGUCCACGAACGCCACGGACGGGUAGACAGUGAAGAGACAUUCCGCCCUCGAUUUUCAGGCUGGUGGGGUAGUGAUCUCCAGACACGCUUUAGAAUGGAAAAUAAAUUUGUCCCCCAGCCCGGCGCUGCUGGCUUCCAGCUCUCCAACCCCUCCGUUCUGGACAUCAACGCUGUUAUCGCCUCGUUGGAGAUCUUUAAUCGGGCAACGAUGAAGGAGAUCCGGCAAAAGUCACUUCAAAUCACGGGUUAUCUGGAACACUUAUUACUCAAGUAUCCCCUGAACGCCCUCCCAGAAGAUAAGCCGUUCACGCUUAUUACACCAUCCAACCCAGGAGAGCGAGGCGCUCAGCUUAGCCUACGGCUGCAGCCUGGACUACUAGAUCACGUUUUGCACCACCUGAAAGAGAAGGGAGUGGUGAUUGAUGAAAGGAAACCCGAUGUCAUUCGGGUGGCUCCUGCGCCUUUGUAUAACACGUAUGUAGAUGUGUGGGAGUUCUGUCAGAUAUUCUUCCAAGCUUGUCGGGAGGCCGUCAAGGCUCUAGGUUGA
This is a messenger RNA of Penicillium canariense, 1446 nucleotides long. It is a transcript of the gene bna5-1, whose product is annotated as kynureninase. Gene Ontology annotation, molecular function: pyridoxal phosphate binding; kynureninase activity. NCBI's taxonomy places the organism in Eukaryota, Fungi, Ascomycota, Eurotiomycetes, Eurotiales, Aspergillaceae. Gene Ontology annotation, cellular component: cytoplasm. Gene Ontology annotation, biological process: NAD+ biosynthetic process. The record is from RefSeq and is a predicted model, not a curated record. The transcript has 4 exons. Bases 1 to 1446 code for a protein of 481 amino acids.